Messenger RNA from Beta vulgaris subsp. vulgaris (sugar beet), 2686 nucleotides. RefSeq names its product probable serine/threonine-protein kinase PBL11. The record is from RefSeq and is a predicted model, not a curated record. Gene Ontology annotation, molecular function: ATP binding; protein kinase activity. Bases 725 to 2353 code for a protein of 542 amino acids. The transcript is spliced from 5 exons. NCBI's taxonomy places the organism in Eukaryota, Viridiplantae, Streptophyta, Magnoliopsida, Caryophyllales, Amaranthaceae. Gene Ontology annotation, biological process: protein phosphorylation.
AUAUUGGGUUUUAAACUUUUAAUGCUUUUUUGAGGUUUUUGUAUUUUUUUAGUUUAUUUGGGGAGGUUUGUUUUGUUGAAAAUUCAAAUUUGUGUUCUUGUUCUUCAAUUUUAUACACUUGAUGAUUUUGUGGGUAAAUUGGAUCUGGGUUCUUUUUUUUUUUUUUGAAUAAGUUGUUGAUGGUAAUAGUGGCUAAUUUGCAGGUGAUUUAGCUUCUUUUAACUUUAACUUGGCGGAUUUUUUGGGGGAGUUUUAGUUGAAUAGAUAAUAGCACUGACUAAUUCUUAUUUGGAAUUGCAUGCUUUUUAGUGGAGUAUUUUGUUUGCUUGUGAUACUUUUCAGAAUUUAUGGGCUUUUGGUCUGUUUUAGUAUUGAGUGAAGAUAAAAGGAUUAGAUUUUACUUCCUACUAUUUACCUUUUUGUUUGUCUAUCCUCUUUUACAUUAGAGGAGAGAGGGACAGCAUGAUGGUAUUGCUAAGAAGCAAUGAAACCAUCUGGUGUAGUUAAGUGAAAGUUCGAACCUACAUACGAAAUUUAUCUGGUUCAAUGGCUGUCGUGAACUCCGUUGAUCUAGUUCCUCCAGUUGUAUGUUUGAUUAGCAGCGAACGAAUCUUUACCUGGUUCUCAAGUGUUGUCUUAUAGGAUAUAGGUGAUAUUGCUUGAAUCUGGACCUCUAUCCUGAGGCUUUGAGAUUGAAUUAUAUGCUUGAAGGAUUGUGAAUAAGAUGGGUUGUUUCACAGUCUUAAAAGGUAAAAAGAAGAAGACUGAGAAGAGUGUACAUAUUAAGCGUGUACUGCCUCAGGAAAGUACUCCUACAACCCUUCCUGAACCUCAAAUUGGCAGUCAUGCAUUACAAUCAGCUCCUCCGAGUUUCCGCACCAGAGGACAGCCUGUUCAACCUACAAAUAAGUUGACAUAUAAUAGGAUGCGUGCACUUUCUGCACCAUCUAGCCUUCAUGGGCCCGACAGAGAGUCGUCAUCAAUCGAAUAUGAAGAGAGAGAGGAGUUGAAAUCCCAUGUACAAUUACCGCAAGAACAAAGGUCACCUAGUCCUCAGCCUCUUCCACUUCCUUCACCUCAUGGUUUUGGCUCCUUUAAAUCUACAGGCAGCUUUAAAGCAGGGAGUUCCAGUGGCCCUCUAAAUGCUUCUGGUCCAUUGCCACUUCCUCCAUCAGGAUCACUCCGGAACUUCUCCUACGAAGAAAUUUCAUCUGCCUGCCACAAUAUCUCAUCAGAAACUUGUACAUCCGAGAGUCUCUCUUCAAUUAAUUUUAAGGCUUCUUUUUGUGAUGUUUCUUCUAGUGCUAGAAAGAUUGAGGCCACUGUUACCAGAUUUUACCCUUCAGCUCAGGGUUUAAGGGAAUUUAUGAAUGAGGUGAACACACUUGCAUCUCUUCAACAUCCCAACCUAUGUAAGUUGCUUGGUUAUCACGCGCGUGAAGGCUCUGACCAGAGGAUCUUGGUCUAUGAAAGGCUACACCAUGGAAGCUUGGAUCAGCUUUUAUAUGGUAGAUCAGCUGGCCCUCCGAUUGAUUGGAAUACAAGAGUAAAAGUAGCGUUAUGUGCUGCUCAAGGACUUACCUUCUUACAUGAACAAGGUCCUUUCCAGGCAAUGUACAAUGAAUUUUCUACAGUCAAUAUACAGAUUGACAAGGAUUUUAGUGCAAAGCUUUCAGGAUAUGGUUGUAUUGGUCUUCUUCCAGAAGCAGACCUCUCCAAUGCCUCUCCGGCACUAGGAAAUCUUUCUGUGGAGACUAUGGAGAAAGGGAUACUCACCCCAAAAAGCAAUGUCUACAGCUUCGGGAUCGUUCUCCUUGAAGUUCUGACUGGCCGGAAGAACAUGGAUAGUCGUCGAUCGAAGGAGGAGAGGAACUUGGUCAAAUGGAGCUGGCCAUUCCUAGCCGAUGAAUGUAGGCUCUCCCUAAUAAUGGACCCACAGUUAAAAGGGCGAUUCCCCAUAAAAGCAGCAAGAACAGUUGCUGAUAUAGCACAAAAAUGUCUUCAGAAGGACCCUUCAGAAAGACCCACCAUGAGAAUCAUUGUAGAGAACCUCAAAACCAUACAAGACAUAAAACAUUCAUGCCGGUUUCCUCUCCAAGAGCCCGGAACUGUUGCCGGAAAGCAGAUGUUUCGAUCACCCAGUCUUCCACCUCGACAAAGUUACUCUCACCCGUCACCAUCUCAGGCCUAUGCCUCUCCCAUCUCCCCAACAAGGCCGCUCACUUUGCCCUUAUCACUUCCUCCUCGAGCUUGCUCUUCACUUGUUUCAUUGGACGAACUUGAACUGCAAGAGGCCCGCAAAUCAUCAUCAUCAUCGGCCGUAUAUCGAAGGUCUAGUGUUGAAGGGUUCUAAUUGUUGAUAUCUUGCACAUAUUUUCAUUUUUCUUCACCCCUCACCCUCAUGUUCCUUCUUUUUUCCUCUUUUUUUUUGAGUCAUACAUGAUUGAUUAUACAGUAAAGAUAUGGUGUUCCCCUCUCUUUCCCUCUAUGUCCACUGUCUUACCUCAUGGAUAGCCUCAGAGGAUGGUGGUUUUGUAGAUAUUGAGUGUAAGCCCCUCUAAAAUAUUCUGCAUCUUGUGAGAACUGUGAUUUUUCUGGGAGUAUUUGUCAAUUACAACCUAUUCAAUGUAUCACUUUGUGAUUUAUAGCUUCUAUAUUUAUAAAAAGGAAGUUGUAUAUUACUACC